UCUGCGCGGGGGCUGAGGAGGCGGCGCGGGGAGUUUGGACCGGGUUACCGCCCGCUGCGAGCCUGCGGGACAGGAUCAUGGCUGCUGUUCCCCAGAAUAAUCUACAGGAGCAACUGGAACGCCAUUCAGCCAGAAAACUUAGUAACAAGUUAAGCCCUUCAAAACCGAAACCUUCAGGUUUCACUUUUAAAAAGAAAGUAACAUUGGCCAACAAUGUAUCUGUCACUAGUGUCUCAGUAGCGAAAACACCUGCCUUAAAUGAUAAAGAUGUUAAUGUCGCUGAGGCCUUUUCCUUCAGUGGACCACCGCCCCUCACCCCAAGUCAGCAGACAAGUCCCAGCGACUUCAGAAAUGCUCCAGCAGGACAGCAAACCAGGAGAGCUGUUUCAAAACCAUUAUUGCCAGAUGUGCUGCAAGUUCCACAGGGAGUUUUAUGUAACACCCAGAACACACCGAUUGUAAAAAAAUCCGGUAAUGCUACUUUCAAGAAAUUGGAAUUUAGUUCUUCAUCAGAUUCUUUUGUUACCAUCAACGAUUGGGAUGAUAUGGAUGACUUUGAUACUUCUGGAAAUUCAAAAGCAUUUGUCACGCCAUGCAGAAAUCACUUUGUGAGAGUAAGCACUGCUCAGAAAUCGAAAAAGUCUAAGAGAAAUGUUUUGAAAGCGCAGCUUCCCGGAGCAAAUACAGUAAAGGCUGAUUUGACUCUAUCCUCCUCUGAAAGCAAGCAGGCAUGUUUGACUAAGAAACAGAACAACGACUCGGAAUGGUUCAGUGACGAUGUGAUUUGCAUUGACGAUGACCCCGGUCCUGAAGACCUUAUACCUGGCGGUGCUCAGGAGAGUCAACCUUCAAAAACUCAUUUGGGAGAAGAAAGAGAUGGUAGUGAAAAGAAGAACUUGGAAGAAACAGAAUUCCUUUCAGUCGAGAGGUCUCCAUGUAUUGAGCUUGACGAGGAUGAUUACGAUGCAGACUUUGUUCCACCUUCUCCAGAAGAAGAAAUGAUCUCUGCCUCUUCUUCCUCUUUAAAAUGUUUCAGUAUGUUAAAGGACCUUGACACCUCUGACACAAAAGGUGGUCCUAGCACAUCCGAGGACUUGCCAACACCUGAGGGGACGACGACACAGCCCCCUGAUCAAGAGACCAGCACAGACUGUGAUGCUAAACAGACAAGUGUGCAGCAGCAGCUUAUUCAUGUGAUGGACCAGAUCUGUAAAUUAGUCGAUACUAUUCCUGACCAUGAACUGAAAGCUCUGGAUUGUGGGAAUGAACUGCAUCAGCAGCGGGACAUAAGAAGGAAGCUCCUAGCUGAAGCCGACUUUAAUACAAGUGAUGCCAGUAUUCUUGCUUCCUGGUGGAGACGCAGGCCUGCUUCACGUGGGAACCCUGUGGAGGAUAUGGCUUCUGUUUCUGCUCCCAGCGCUUUUCCAAAGGGCAACUCCUGUCCUACAGGGAGUUCGGUUAAGGAGUUAAAUUUUCCACACCUUCCCUCGCAUCCCAGUUCCACUAGGGAGUGUUUAGUGGCCGCUACCCCAGGAAAGACAGGAUUCACAGCCACCACGAAGAAUCCCUCUGAAAGACCGUUAUUCAACCCCCAUUUACAGAAGUCCUUUGUAAGUAGCAACUGGGCUGACACACCAAGGGUAGAAAAAAGAAACGAAACCCCUUACUUCCCGGGAAAUGUUCUCACAAGCACAGCUGUGAAAGAUCAGAAUAAAUGUGCUGCUCCAAUAAAUGACUUAGAAAGAGAAUUCCAGGCUGCCUGCGAUAUUGACAGUUUUGACAUAGAUGGCUUUGAUGAUGAUGAUGAUGAUGACUGGGAAAAUAUUAUGCAUAGUUUAGCGGCCAGCAAAUCUUCCACGGCUGCCUGUCAACCUAUUAAGGAAGGUCGGCCCGUUAAGCCAGUAUCAGAAAGAAGUUCUUCAGCCAAGACAAACUGUCUUCCAGUGGCAUCUGCUGCUCAAAAUAAAAACUCAGAGUCAAUUCAGAAGUACACUGAGAAGUCGGCGCAAGAUUUAGCAUCCAGAAAUCUGAAACACGAGCGUUUCCGAAGUCUUAGUUUUCCUCAUACAAAAGAAAUGAUGAAGAUUUUUCAUAAAAAAUUUGGCCUGCAUAAUUUUAGAACUAAUCAGCUAGAGGCGAUCAAUGCUGCGCUGCUGGGUGAAGACUGUUUUAUCUUAAUGCCCACUGGAGGUGGUAAAAGUCUGUGUUACCAGCUCCCUGCCUGUGUCUCUCCUGGCGUCACAAUUGUCAUUUCUCCCUUGAGAUCACUCAUAGUAGAUCAAGUCCAAAAGCUGACUUCCUUGGAUAUCCCAGCUACCUAUCUGACAGGUGAUAAGACUGACUCAGAAGCCACAAGUAUUUACCUGCAAUUAUCCAAGAAAGACCCAAUUAUAAAACUUCUAUAUGUCACUCCAGAGAAGGUCUGUGCAAGUAAUAGACUGAUUUCCACGCUGGAGAAUCUGUAUGAGAGGAAGCUCUUGGCACGUUUUGUCAUUGAUGAAGCACAUUGUGUCAGUCAGUGGGGACAUGAUUUCCGCCAAGAUUACAAAAGAAUGAAUAUGCUUCGCCAGAAGUUCCCUUCUGUUCCAGUGAUGGCCCUUACCGCCACAGCUAACCCCAGGGUACAGAAGGACAUCCUCACUCAGCUGAAGAUUCUCCAGCCUCAGGUGUUCAGCAUGAGCUUUAAUAGACAUAAUCUGAAAUACUACGUGUUACCGAAAAAACCCAAGAAGGUGGCAUUUGAUUGCUUAGAAUGGAUCAGAAAGCAUCACCCACAUGACUCUGGGAUAAUCUACUGCCUCUCUAGGCGGGAAUGUGACACCAUGGCGGACACUUUACAGAAAGAUGGUCUCGCUGCUCUUGCAUAUCACGCUGGCCUCAGUGACUCUGCCAGGGAUGAAGUACAGCACAAGUGGGUUAAUCAGGACGGCUGCCAGGUUAUCUGUGCAACAAUAGCAUUCGGAAUGGGGAUCGACAAACCCGACGUGCGGUUCGUGAUCCACGCAUCUCUCCCUAAAUCUGUGGAGGGCUACUACCAGGAGUCCGGCAGAGCUGGGAGAGAUGGGGAGACGUCACACUGCCUGCUCUUCUACACCUACCACGACGUGACCCGGCUGAAGAGACUCAUCCUGAUGGAAAAAGAUGGAAACCAUCAUACCAGAGAGACUCACUUCAAUAAUUUGUACAGUAUGGUGCAUUACUGUGAAAAUAUAACAGAAUGCAGGAGAAUACAGCUUUUGGCUUACUUUGGUGAAAAUGGAUUUAAUCCUGAUUUUUGUAAGAAAUACCCAGAUGUUUCUUGUGAUAACUGCUGCAAAACAAAGCAGAAGGUAAUCUCUUCUUACUCACAGGAUUAUAAGACAAGAGAUGUGACCGAUGAUGUAAAAAAUAUUGUAAGAUUUGUUCAAGAACAUAGUUCAUCACAAGGAACAAGAAAUAAAAACCACAUAGGUCCUUCUGGGAGAUUUACUAUGAAUAUGCUGGUCGACAUUUUCUUGGGGAGUAAGAGUGCAAAAAUUCAGUCGGGGAUAUUUGGAAAGGGAUCUACUUAUUCACGACACAAUGCUGAAAGACUUUUUAAAAAAUUGAUACUUGACAAGAUUUUGGAUGAAGACUUAUAUAUCAAUGCCAAUGACCAACCUAUUGCCUAUGUGAUGCCAGGAAAUAAAGCCCAAACUGUCCUAAAUGGGCAUUUAAAGGUAGACUUUAUGGAAACAGAAAAUUCCACCAGUGUGAAAAAACAGAAAGCUUUAGAGGCAAAGAUAUCUCAAAGGGAAGAGGUGGUGAAGAAGUGUCUUGGAGAACUGACCGAAGCCUGCAAAUCUCUGGGAAAAGUUUUUGGUGUCCACUACUUUAAUAUCUUUAAUACUGUCACUCUCAAGAAGCUUGCAGAAUCUUUAUCUUCUGAUCCUGAGGUUUUGCUUCAGAUUGAUGGUGUUACUGAAGAUAAACUGGAAAAAUACGGUGCUGAAGUGAUUUCAGUAUUACAGAAGUACUCUGAGUGGACAUUGCCAGCUGAUGACGGUUCCCCGCGGAGAAGCUCGGGCAGCAGCAGGGGCACCAGAAAAAACGGCCCCGAGGAGUUUGAUGAGGAAACACCCAUAUCUUCUCACUACUUUACGAAUAAAACCAAAAAUGAAAGGAAGAGGAAGAGGAUGUCAGCCUCCCAAAGGCCUAAGAGGAGGAAAACUGGCUUUGGUGGCUCCAAGACCAAAGGGGGGUCCACCGCAUGCAGAAGGACAUCUUCUAAAAGUAGAUCCUCCAACGUAUUUGGACCCCAUUCAUCUGUGCCUGGUUCUCAAGCAGCAUCAGGAGCCCCUAGAAGAUUGGGGAUUAUGGCUCCACCAAAGCCUAUAAAUAGACCUUUUCUUAAGCCUUCGUAUGCAUUCUCAUAACAACCAGAUCUCAACGUACAUAGAUCUUAUUUCUUGUUUGUCAGCAUCUCACCAUCUGUGACCAUAAAGCUGUUAGUUUUGUUAGAUCAUUUAUAAUUUUUACCCAUAACUAUUAAUAUUUAAAUAAAUGCUUAGGGUGACAGUUCUUAUUUUUAAAAUAAACGUUUUCUUUUGAAUAAGCAUGAUUUGCUGCCGCUGCAAGCCUUGUGGCUGUCGUUUCUCAGAACGUCUGAAGCAGCAGCUGAAUCAUCUCAGUGAGAGAAAUUCUAAGCACGACAUGAAACACAGAAGCCGCAGGAAGAGACACGCAUGGGACAUGGUGAAACUGUAAAACUGUGCAGAAGGUGACAUAAACAAAAUUAAAAGACAAAUGACAGAGAAAACAGAAAAAUAUCUGACGAAGAAUUAAUAUCCAUAAUACAGAGUACCUGUAUCAAUCAUUUAAGAAAAAGAAAACGAGCUGGGUAGAAAAUGAACAGAGGCUGUGACAGGCUCUUCCCAGAAGAAGUACAAAUGGCCCACAAAUAUGUGAAAAACGCCCAGUCUCCCCAGUUACAAAUAUAAAUUAGAACAAUGAGAUGCCAUUCUUCUGCCUCUUAAGUUGUCAACACUGGAUAAAAUCCCCAAAUCUGGGGCCAACAGGAGAAUGGCCAAACAUGUGACUGGUGAGACUAUAGGAGCUGUUUACGGUUAAUACUAGGGAGGCCUCACUUUUGAAGACCUUCCGUGUAUAGGCUA
Messenger RNA from Lontra canadensis (Northern American river otter), 5132 nucleotides. It is a transcript of the gene BLM, whose product is annotated as BLM RecQ like helicase. Gene Ontology annotation, cellular component: nucleus; cytoplasm; chromosome. The record is from RefSeq and is a predicted model, not a curated record. Gene Ontology annotation, biological process: double-strand break repair via homologous recombination; telomere maintenance; DNA replication. The transcript is spliced from 22 exons. NCBI's taxonomy places the organism in Eukaryota, Metazoa, Chordata, Mammalia, Carnivora, Mustelidae. Bases 78 to 4394 code for a protein of 1438 amino acids. Gene Ontology annotation, molecular function: ATP binding; hydrolase activity, acting on acid anhydrides, in phosphorus-containing anhydrides; 3'-5' DNA helicase activity.